Belonocnema kinseyi is the source of this 1815-nucleotide messenger RNA. RefSeq names its product tubulin alpha-1D chain-like. Gene Ontology annotation, biological process: microtubule cytoskeleton organization; mitotic cell cycle. Bases 78 to 1421 code for a protein of 447 amino acids. Gene Ontology annotation, molecular function: GTP binding; structural constituent of cytoskeleton. Gene Ontology annotation, cellular component: cytoplasm; microtubule. Lineage: Eukaryota; Metazoa; Arthropoda; Insecta; Hymenoptera; Cynipidae. The record is from RefSeq and is a predicted model, not a curated record. The transcript is spliced from 6 exons.
CCCGUCAACUUAUCCUGUCAACAUCGUUCGUUCAUCCCACACAAUCCCACAUUUCACGAAGUUCAAACGCCGACAAAAUGCGUGAAGUCCUUUCGAUGCAUAUUGGUCAAGGAGGUGUGCAAAUUGGCAAUGCAUGCUGGGAAUUGUAUUGUCUUGAACAUGGAAUUCAACCAGAUGGCAUGUUACCAUCUGAUUCUUGCACAAAUGACGAAGGGUUUCAGACAUUUUUCAGUGAAACGGGAAGUGGAAAAUAUGUUCCAAGAGCAGUUUUUCUUGACCUCGAGCCCACAGUAAUCGAUGAAGUGCGAACCGGGACAUAUCACGGGCUCUUUCACCCCGAGCAGUUAAUAUCCGGAAAAGAGGACGCAGCAAAUAACUAUGCCCGUGGUCACUACACCCUAGGAAAAGAAAUAAUCGAUCUGGUGCUGGAUCGAAUCAGAAAGACUGCAGACCAGUGUUCAGGUCUACAGGGUUUUCUCAUUUUCCACGCGUUUGGUGGUGGAACUGGAUCUGGAUUCACCUCCUUGCUCAUGGAACGUCUCUCGGUCGACUAUGGGAAGAAGGCGAAAUUGGAAUUUGCAAUCUAUCCCUCGCCCCAGAUCUCGACUGCGGUAGUUGAACCCUACAACGCGAUUCUGACGACCCACACGACCCUCGAACAUUCUGAUUGUGCCUUUCUCGUGGAUAACGAGGCUAUCUACGAUAUCUGCCGGAGAAACUUGGACAUUGAGAGACCCACUUACACGAAUUUAAAUAGGCUUAUUGGACAAAUUGUUUCUUCCAUCACCGCAUCUUUGAGGUUCGAUGGUGCACUAAACGUAGACCUUACAGAAUUCCAGACGAACCUAGUACCUUAUCCAAGGAUACAUUUUCCACUCGCCACCUACGCCCCAAUAGUGUCAAUUGAAAAGGCAUAUCACGAGCAACUAACAGUAAUGGAACUCACAUCCGCGUGUUUCGAGCCAGCUAAUCAGAUGGUAAAAUGCGACCCAAGAAAAGGAAAAUACAUGGCCUGUUGUCUGCUUUACAGAGGUGAUGUUGUGCCCAAAGAUGUCAACGCUUCUAUCGCCACAAUCAAAACGAAACGUGCCAUUCAGUUUGUCGAUUGGUGCCCUACAGGGUUCAAGGUUGGGAUUAAUUAUCAACCCCCAACAGUAGUACCAGGAGGCGAUUUGGCGAAAGUCCAGCGAGCUAUGGCAAUGCUGGCAAACACAACAGCUAUUUCGGAAGCUUGGACCAGACUGAACAGAAAAUUCGAUCUUAUGUUUUCAAAAAGAGCAUUUGUUCACUGGUACGUGGCCGAGAGCAUGGAUGAGAGCGAGUUUAAUGAAGCCCGUGAGGACUUGGCAGCCUUGGAAAAGGACUAUGAGGAGGUCGGCAUGGAUUCGGCAGAAGGUGAAGAAGGUGAGGAGGAAAUGUAAAGACGAGAAAGGAAAAGUUCAGCGUGGAAGUGUGGUGAAAAUCGCCAUUUAGUCCAACAAAUUAUCCAAUUCAGGACCUCUAAUUUCACAGUGGGGUGAACGAACGAUCCAGCCACAGUCUGCUACGCGGGAUAUUUUAUACCUUUUUUGUAUCGAAUCUGUACAUUUUUUGUAGCAAUUUACACCCCUUUUUGUAGCGUGCACAGUUUACCAGAAAAAGGUUUCAAAAACUAUUCUUACUGAAGGCCCUUGUUCCUAAUAAAUUAAAAAGAAGGGACUUUAUUUAUUAAAGAGUCAGUAUAUUACUCUUUCUUUUAAAUAUGAGCAUCGAAUGUACCCAGUUUGUAUAUAGUGUUAUUAGAUUUUGUAAUAAAUGCCAAUGAUGGGUUGUCAA